AUGCACAUUAUUGUUUUGAUUGAGAGUGAGAUACGAGCAAUUCUAGGAUCUCUGGCUGACUGCCACAUUCCUCCCUCCUUAAAUGUCUUUGGUCCCUCAAAGACCCCAACCCAGGCUCAUCCCUGGCAGGCAUCCCACCUGUCAAUUCCAGGGCACAGCACAGCACCAAAUGUAACGGGAGAGGAGAAAGUGCAGCGGGCCAGACCAGGAUUCAAACUCGGGCCCCCUGAAUCUCCGGUCAGAACUGCCAAGGAAGAGACUGGGUUGGUGUCUUUCGGGGCCAAAGACCUUCAAGCAGAAAGGAAUGUGGAGGUCAGUCGGUUCAAUUGCCAGUGGCCAGUUGGUACUUCCAUGGAAGAGCACCUGACUGGAGAUCCAGGGGACCUGGAAGAAAAUGACAUUUGGUUUGAUUUGGAUGUUGAGGAGGAAUUAGACAAUAAAGAAGAUCUUAGUGAAGAUUCUUCUGACCAUGAAGAGACAGAUUCUGAUACUAUUGGGACAGAAAAUGCUGGCUUUGGUAUUCUCCCAUACCAAUAUGAGCCUUAUGCAACUUCUGAUGAAGAUGCAUCCGACAAUUCAGAAGCUGAUGAGGAAGACAGAACACAUAACACAGACUGGUGUUCAUGUCAAUGCUGCACAAUCAUGGCAUCAAAUACCGAAAACAGGUGCUGUCAAGAGAUACAACAAGUAAAGGAAGAGAUUUUAAGAACCGACACAUCACUUAAUUGCAUAACACAUCAUCCUGGGUUUAGAACAGUUUGUCUUGAUAUUCAUGUACUGAGAACUGCAUACUAUCAAUAUCGACAACAAUAUGGAGGGAACUUGGAAGAAUCAACAAAACGACAUAGAUACACAGCUUACAGGCAGUUUGUACGUUGGUGUUGGGGCUAUUUAGGCAAGAAGGUCAGAGUAGUCAUACCAUCUUGUGCAGUCUCAAAAAUCAGAGAAACAUUCCCGCUUCAACCUGGAGAAACUCACACAGGGUUUAAUUUUGCUGAUUGAACCUACUAGAUUUUUCCAAUACUGCUGCUUCUUUCACGGGAUGAGAAUACUCAUGGCA
Messenger RNA from Saccostrea cuccullata (small rock oyster), 1060 nucleotides. RefSeq lists its product as uncharacterized. The coding region runs from base 1 to 1002 and encodes 333 amino acids. The record is from RefSeq and is a predicted model, not a curated record. The transcript has 6 exons. Lineage: Eukaryota; Metazoa; Mollusca; Bivalvia; Ostreida; Ostreidae.